Molecule: messenger RNA, 1765 nt
Organism: Coregonus clupeaformis (lake whitefish)
Lineage: Eukaryota; Metazoa; Chordata; Actinopteri; Salmoniformes; Salmonidae
Product: protein shisa-6
Biological process (GO): regulation of AMPA receptor activity; regulation of short-term neuronal synaptic plasticity
Cellular component (GO): dendritic spine membrane; AMPA glutamate receptor complex; postsynaptic density
Source: RefSeq, a predicted model, not a curated record
GAGUCUGGUCGGAGCAGAGCGGGGUCUCACGCCGAGCUGAGGUACUUUGGUUCAGUCUGUGGUAGAGUCGAGACACCCCAACGGGAAAAAAAAAUGUACAAGAUUUAGAGCUUUGCUAAUAAAGAUAUACUUAUGGUAGAUGGCAUUGUCGGAUAUAUCCGGAGGGGGAUUCUUCAGCCCAUUUCUCAAGCUGAAUCCAAAUGACACUUCCUCCACCCAAAAGUCCCCCGAUGACCACAGAACUCCACUUAAAUUCGGAAGAUGGUGCACAAUGUGUGACACCGUCGUCCGACUGCAAUUGAUUGGUGCAAGAAGGGUCCUUCCCUCAACCAGAGCAUGACACUCUCAGCAGUGGACAGUUGGAGAAGGACUUCGGAAAUGAACUCCUGUGGACAGCCGCAAGACUGGGUCAGUGGCAGGAGCACGACUAGGUAAAGAAGCAUAGGUCUUCGUGUGAGGAGAGAAAGCAUACAACUAAAAAAGUGGGGGCAAACGAUCGCAUCAGCAAAGACAUACAACCUCAAAUCAUGGGGAUACAGCAUCUUCUGCUUCUUUUGAUUUACUUGGACCCUCUGAAUGUAAUGUGCGCGGCUACGGCCAACAAGAAGAAAAACGCUCCAAAGCGGAAUCAGAAGAUGAAGGAGGUGAACAGCACGGAGGCGCCCACGGCGGUUCCGCGGCGAAACACCCAGGUCCAGGCACCUUCAAUCGCUACCCAUGACACGUGCCUGGGCUACUACGACGUGAGCGGAGCGUACGAUAAAGUGUUCGAGUGCAACAACACUGAGCACCGCUACUGUUGUGGAAGUUGUUUCCUGCGCUAUUGCUGUGCAGAAAAAGGGAAACGCAUAGAACAGAAAACUUGCACGAAUUAUAACACCCCAGAUUGGAUCAAAACGCAGCCUCCCUCCCCGGCACCAACAGGUGACACUUACGAUCCUACUUUGGAUCAGACUAACACAACGGUAUACAUCACCUGUGGUGUCAUAGCUUUUAUCAUCCUCCUCGGAGUUUCUGCAAAAGUUGCCUACGACAAAGCAACCAAGCCCCCUCAGGAAAUGAAUGUCCAUAGAGCCCUUGCAGACAUUUUGAGGCAACAAGGACUAAAUCAGGAGAACGAAAAUAUUGCAGCGUUGGAGGGUUCACCCAAAGACAUAGACACACCUCUCCGAACGUCCAAGAACCAUUACACCCCAGUUCACACCAUGCUAGCAAACCACGGGCACUACGGGAAAGAGAACUUCCGCCAAGGCCAACUUGAUCACAACUUCAUCUCCUCUGGAUUUGUGACACUGGGACGACCGCACCUAAAAGCGCAGCACUCUGUAGACGAUUUAGGGCAACUGUCCUGGCAGGGAGAUCUGGACGUUCCUAAUAUCUCUUACAGUAUGUAACAUAUUCUCACUAUGGAGACCCCUGCUUCCUGCCGGAGAACAGCCACACACCUGCUUUCUGCUCCCUGCCAGAUAAGACAAGUCACACACUUCACACACGUAGACCCUGGGCCCAUGGAGUGGGUUUUGCCGCUAAUCGCACCAGCUCCUCAUAAUGCAGGGCAUCAGAGCAGGCGCCCUGCCACUAUCAUCAACCAGCCCAGUACAGCUUUCAGAAUGCAUGGCUGUCUGGUGUACCUAAUGCAAAACAUUGAGAAACAAUUCCACAAGGAGGAGUGGAAAGCAGGCUUGAAUGUCUGUGCUGGUCUGUUCUCCAAGUAUGAAGCAGUCAUGGGUUCCGUAGAUGAUUAAGAUAGAUAAGGAGGGUGACA